AAACCGAGGGGAGGUGGCUGAAAGACCGCAGUCUGCUCCCGUUCUCGUUCUGAGUUCCAGACACGCUAUUGGUCAACUCUCUUAUCUCGCGAUACUAGUGUGACCAAUUGGAGCGCAGCAACCCCAACUUAAAUCGAAUGUUUCUUUUCCUGCGGGGUAGCAAGAUACGUAUUUAGCGCUGCUGUGAAUGGACUGUCCGCUCGUACUCUAAUUUACAACAUAGAUGACAACAAGACGUCUCCAUUGACUUAACCUGCUCGAGGCUUCACAAUGGACAACGUCGCAGUUUCUAGACGAAACACCGAUAAGAAAUUAAACAAGGAGAACGCUCAGCCUGCAUAUGAAGGCAAGUCCGUGAUCCGAACAGACAAACUGUCCGCUAAACCCUUCCAACUGACAAACAAUACAAAGGACACCCUGGCAAGAAACGGUCCUCCUAAAGCCAAGGCGUACCCGCGGUCAACAUCUGUCGAGCCUCUGAAAAAGGUCAAGACUGUGCAGAAAGGAGCUGCUGCUGCUUCUGAUGUCAAACCACGUCAAACGCACAGCCGGGCCUUCCUCAGCGAGCAGAUUGUGAAACAUCAGAAAAUGGUUGCAGAGGCUCCAAAGCUCCCGGCCGCUCAGCCGUCAUCUAAAUCCGCUCUGGGCAUGUACAAAGGCAAGAUUGUCCAGUCAAAAAUUGGAUCCAUUUGGAAGUCAACUGCCACCGUGGGCGGGGAAGACCCCAAACCAUCAGCACCCAAAACAGGGGGUCAAAAGGCCGUAAAUGUAAUAAAAAGCAGGUCCAAUUCUCUUGCUGACAUGCCUGGACGUGGUGCAUACAAACCUGUGCAGACCAGGUCCAAGUCAGUGAUGGAUAGACCCCCUCAGGUGACCAAGCCUGCUGUCGUCAGCCGUGCUGCUGGAUUCCACUCCGCUCGCCCUCCUGCCAGGACCGUCCCGACAACGCUAGCCAGUGCCAGCUCCAGAAACACCAGAGUGGCCCCCGCCAGGGGAAGUGGGAUUCAGAGCUCAAAGAUUCUAGUGACUAACAAGCAGGUCAACAAACCUGCUGUUGCAAGUGCCCUCAGUCAGUACAGAGUCACCAUGGAGACAGCAGAGGAGAAAAGGGCGAAACUGGCCGAGUGGCUGGCCUCCAAGGGCAAGACCUUCAAGAGACCAGCCAUGACGGAACCCGCUAAAGCCAGAGUCUCUGCAAAACCUGCUGUAGAGCUAAAGCCACAGCCUCAACCCAGACUGGGAGCCUGCGAGCCAGACUCCGAGGGAGCAGUGUUCAAGACACACAGCCGAACUCCGGCGGUCAUGAACACCACUCUAGACCUGCUCGAAACCUCUGAUGAUGACCCGCAGGACAACGUGGAUGAUAUUGUUGUAAACCUGUGUGACGCUUUGGAAGCCAUGGCGACGCCCUCUAGAUCUGAUGAGCUCUCACAGGUGACGGAUGUCGUAAUGGAUGACUGCAAACCACAGUAUGAAUAUGAAGGGGAGCGGAAGGAGAUGUCUGAGGAUGUCGAGCAAGUGAAGGAGGAUGUCGAGCAAGUGAAGGAGGAUGUCGAGCAAGUGAAGGAGGAUGUCGAGCAAGUGAAGGACGAAGUAGAAGAAAGUGAGGAUGAGGAAGGAGAAAGUGACGUUGAGUGCGUGACGGAGACCGUGCCACAGAUGGAGGAUGCUUCAGUAAUAAAGUACAGUGUGAAGACCACUCCGUACCUGCAGCGUGUCAAGAAGACGAUUGACGAGGAGGCCAGCACAAGUGGGUCCAGGAGAAAGAGCAACAUCAAAGAUCUGAAGUUCCUCACACCGGUUCGUCGUUCUUGCCGCAUCGAGCGAAAAGCCUCCCGCCUGCCGCCGAUGCUGGUUGAUCCGGAUCCCUGCGUGUCGACGCUGGCCGAGCUGGACGACGAUCACGCCUACAUCUACAGAAAAAACCAUGCACUUCCAGACGGUCUGUCAGACCAGAUUGGGAGGGGCUCUGUAAAUGUGUGAUGUGCAAUAGAAAAAGAAAUGAUUUAAAUGUAUGGGACUGGAGCUAAUGGACACUUUAUACUGAUGUUUUUAAAUGGUUCUUUUAUUCAUCAAAAAUAAUUGUUAUAUUGGGAGGGGGACCUUAUUCCUCAUUGUUCUGUCUUUUGAAUGUAUGACACUAUUGUUCAUUUUAAUAUAAGUUGCCAUGUAUUGCCAAAUGCACUGCAAUAAAAGAAUAUUGUCUUUAUCCUAAA
Cyclopterus lumpus (lumpfish) is the source of this 2216-nucleotide messenger RNA. Its product is annotated as cytoskeleton-associated protein 2. The transcript is spliced from 7 exons. Gene Ontology annotation, biological process: negative regulation of microtubule depolymerization. The coding region runs from base 271 to 1983 and encodes 570 amino acids. The record is from RefSeq and is a predicted model, not a curated record. Gene Ontology annotation, cellular component: microtubule cytoskeleton. Lineage: Eukaryota; Metazoa; Chordata; Actinopteri; Perciformes; Cyclopteridae.